GGUUUCCAUCUGAUACAUGUAGAUUGGAACAAAAGUGGUGUUUGAGCAUUGUCGACUGGAUAAUUGGCGAGCUAAUUUUCCUAGAGAUGGUUGUCUACCUAUGGAUUUACUGAAAUAUUCUGUAAAUCUCUUUUUUUGAUCACCUGGAUGCAUAGCCUAAUUCAUGGUAUGUACUAGGUAAAUAUUUGAGUUUCAGAGCUGUGUUACAGUCGUACGUGCAUAUGUUUUACAGUGCUGUUGUAGCAUGUCCAACAAUCUUGUGUCACAGCCAUUAUCAAUACCAAACAAGCAGAUGGAUCCUAUUUCGGACAAUCUAGAGGUAUCGAUUCCAAAUAUGCGAAUGGGAAUGAUGGAUGGCAUGUCUAACAGUCCUGCACCACGGCAGUUUGAAAUAUCAAACAAGAAAAUGGGUUUGGUGGAACCUAUGACCAAUAAUUUUGGUUUACAUAACUCACCAGUGUUGAACAGGCAAACAGGGCAGAUGGAAAUGCAGGUCAGCAAUCUUGGAUUACAACAAUUCUUAAUGCCAAAUCAUCAAAUCGGAGAUAUGGAUGCUAUGUUGAACAACAUAGGUUCACAAAAGAUACUGUUACCGAGUAAGCGAAAGGCUGUGGGAGAACCCAAGUUCGGUAAUUCUGUGGGACAACAUUUGUUGACGCCAAACAGGAACGUGGCACAAAUGGAACCAUUUACCAACCCUGGGUUGCAGCAACUAUCAUCACCAAAUAAAAGAACUACACAGGUGCAUUCCAAGUCUGGUGUUCCAUCUUCACAAAAUUUACCUCCACCAAAUAAGAAAGUGGUACGGAAUGAAUCCAUGUCUGGUAGAUCUGGCACUAAGCAAUUGCUGACUCCAAAGAAUCGUACUACACAAAUGGAACCAUCACCAAAGGGUCAGGCUGAGUCAUGUGAAUCUGUGAGGUCAAAGAUGAGGGAAUCAUUAGCUUCUGCCUUGGCCCUGGUUACUCAGCGGCAAGAUAAAGCUUCAAAUGAAGAAAGUAAUUCUGAGAAACAGGUUUCUCAGCGAGUUGAAUCCACUUCUGCGCCGGCUGAUGCUGCUGACCAUGUAUCUGAAAACCCUACAGACAGUUUACCAUCGAAAGAAUCUCGUUCUGUAGAUAUAGCCAACAAUGUCCAAAGCAUAUCUCAGGGAAGUUUUACUAAUGAAAACAUGGGAGGUUCUGCUCAAACCUGGAAAGGUGAUGGACAAGAAGUCCAAUAUAAUACUGGCUUUCCAAAUGAAGAUGUUUCAUUUAGUGACAGUUUCUUUGUCAAAGAUGAACUUUUGCAGGGAAAUGGGCUCACUUGGGCAUUGGAACUCGAUGUAGACGUUGGAGAAACAAAGGAAAUACAAAUUGCCAAAAAACCUAAGUUGGUAAAUGAGGAUGUGGGGGGUGGGGAAGAAAGAGAUCAAGCAUUUCAAUCUCCUCAAAGUUUGGCUUUUAAAAUUGAAGUAGAACUCUUCAAAUUGUUUGGAGGGGUCAAUAAGAAGUACAAAGAGAAGGGAAGAUCUCUUAUGUUUAAUUUAAAAGAUCGUAGUAAUCCUGAACUACGAGAAAGAGUAAUGUCUGGUGAAAUCCCCCCUGAUCGUUUGUGUUCAAUGACAGCUGAGGAACUUGCUUCAAAGGAGCUUUCUGAGUGGCGAAUUGCAAAAGCAGAAGAGCUCGCUCAAAUGGUAGUUUUGCCUGAUUCAGAUGUUGACAUGAGACGUUUGGUGAGGAAAACACACAAGGGUGAGUUUCAAGUAGAAUUCGAACAAGAUGAUGGUGUUUCAGUUGAGGUUUCUGUUGGAGCAAGUUCGCUUCUCAGAGUUCAAUCAAAAGACGAGGAUACUGAAGCUCAUCCCUCUGCCAAAGCUGAUGACAUCAAAGAUAAAGAGAAUGUUGUAGGUGAGAAGAGUAGCUCAGAAAACCAGGAUCUUUCGUGUAGCCUUACGAUUCCAAAUGAUGGGACUGAUUUAAUGCAAAAUCUAAUGGUGGAUGAAUUGAAGGAUGCAGAAUUCCUUCCUCCUAUUGUGUCCCUUGAUGAGUUUAUGGAAUCUCUUGAUUCUGAACCUCCAUUUGAAAAUUUACCCAUGGUUGGUGGGAAGACGAUAUCACCCUCUGUCAAGGAAACCACAGAGGGUGGCUUUGAAGUGACACCCUCUGGUCUAGCUUCCAAAGUACCUGUGGACGCAACCUCAGAAAAGUCUGAUAAAGUGGAUGUGAAAUACAAAGAUUCUGAUGUGAAGACAAAAUCCAAGGAGAAUCCUAUAGCACCAAAACCAUCUCCUGGUGCUGCGUCCAAGGGUGACCGUGUAUGGGAAGGCAUACUUCAGCUGAAUGUGUCAGCUGUGGUAACAGUAGUAGGCUUUUUUAAAAGUGGUGAAAAAACAUCGACAAAAGAGUGGCCCAACUCUCUUGAGAUCAAGGGGCGAGUCAGAUUAGAUGCGUUUGAAAAAUUCCUUCAAGAGCUUCCCAUGUCUCGUAGCCGUGCAGUCAUGGUUGUCCAUUUUGUUUUGAAGGAGGGAUCCUCGGAAAAUGACCAUGCAAGUCUUGACGAGGUGGUUCAUUCGUACGUUUCUGAUGAGAGGUUGGGGUUUGCAGCACCAGCCACUGGAGUGGAACUUUAUAUCUGCCCUCCAAGAAUAGUUGAAAUACUGAGCAAACACCUAUCCAAAGACCAUACUGAGAUUCUUAAUUCAAUAGACAAUGGGCUAAUUGGUAUCGUUGUAUGGAGAAGACCUCAUUUCAGUUCUUCUGUAAUAUCACCCAACUCAUCAUCGUCCUCACACCACAAACACAACUCCAAAAAACAACACUCCAAUAUCACAUCUAGGAAGCAUCAAGAAAAAGAUACCUAUAUGAAUCUGAAUUUUGUAUCUAAACCGACUCAUCCCAUGGGCCCAACUGGACCUCAUCAUCCUCCGAUAAAUCAUGAUGAUGAUGAUGAUGAUGAUAUUCCGCCUGGGUUUGGUCCCGCCACUUCCCGGGAUGAAGAUGACUUGCCCGAAUUUAAUUUCUCAAAACCGUCUGUACCUUCUAACCAAACUCGAUCUGGGGUGUCGGGAACAAACCCUUCUCAUCCGAGUUCUCAUGCUCCGCCCUUACCUGUAGACCAAAUGAGAGAGCUUAUUCAGAAAUACGGGCAAACUGGGAAUAGUGCCGGUUUGAGGACUGUUAGGAAGGGGAUUCAACCAUGGAAUGAUGACGAUGAUGAUGAUAUUCCAGAGUGGCAGCCUCAGGCACCACCACCCCAACAGCAGCCCCACCACCAACCACCCAUGCAUAACUUUCAGCAGCCAAUGCUGCCACAUCAUCAAGUGAAUAAACACCCAGGACUUGCAUUGCCUCAACAGCCCCCACGGCUGGAAAUUGCACCACCCAGUGGUGCUAUGCCUUUGCAACCAUCGGGUAAUAUGGUUCAGGGCUUGCAUAAUGUAGCCCCACCUUGGCCACCCGGAGCUAGGUGGGUGCAGCCUCCUGGCCACUAUGGUGUGCCGCCUGGGCUGCGGCCUGGGCAGGCUGGUAUGGAGUGGAGACAGGAGGGUGCCCCACGGAGUAGGGGUUUUUGAUUUGGUCCCUAUCAUGUAUAAAGUUUUUCUUUUUUUAGUUUUUUUUGUAAAAACUUUGGUAAGAUAUGUGCAGUAAUGUAACCAUAAAAAUGUUCUAAGCAUGUAUCUCUUUUUUUUUAAGUUGUUGAAGCAAAUCUCGUAGAUGAACAUGGUACCUUUUAAUUCGUCUCUGCAA
Molecule: messenger RNA, 3728 nt
Organism: Camellia sinensis
Lineage: Eukaryota; Viridiplantae; Streptophyta; Magnoliopsida; Ericales; Theaceae
Source: RefSeq, a predicted model, not a curated record